UUGGAUUAUGCUAAUCUGAAACAUGUACAAAAGACAACAUGAUUGAACAAAAGACUAUGCUUAUAUGGUUUGAAAGUGAAAGAGCCCUAAAUUCUCCUACAUAAAUAUAUACAUUGCUUCACUCAUUUUAGUAAUCUCACAAAACAAUGGCUUCAACUUCAUCUUCUCAUUCCUUUACCACUUGUGUGUUAUUCCUCUUUUUUCUAUAUUUGUCUUGUUUCUUCAACAACCUUGAUGCAAAACACAGCAUAACCAACACUCACAAGCACAAGCACCAACACAAUCACAACCACAUCCAUAAUUCCCCAUUAAACCCAAGACUCUACCGCGCGUUUCUUGCACUGCAAGCAUGGAAGCAUGUGAUCUACUCAGACCCAAAAAACAUUACUUCAAAUUGGGUAGGUCCUUCAGUUUGCAACUACACUGGUAUCUACUGUGCUCCAUCUCUUGAUGAUCCUAAAAUAACAGUUGUAGCCGGCAUUGACCUUAACCACGCAGACAUAGCCGGGUUCCUACCCGACGAAUUAGCCUUCCUAUGUGAUCUUUCACUUCUCCACCUCAAUAGCAACCGUUUCUGUGGCAUCAUUCCGAAAACCUUCUCAAACCUAACUCAUCUCUAUGAGCUUGACCUUAGUAACAACAGAUUUGUCGGACCUUUUCCUUCGGUCGUGCUUUCCCUUCCUUCCCUUACUUAUCUCGACCUUCGUUACAAUGAAUUCGAAGGUCCGUUGCCUCCUGAGCUUUUCAACAAAGCUUUCGAUGCUUUUUUCCUUAACAACAAUCGCUUCACAAGUUCUAUUCCAAGAAAUUUAGGAAAAAGCAAAGCAUCUGUUAUGGUUUUUGCUAAUAACAAAUUUGGAGGAUGUUUACCAGAAAGCAUAGUGAACUUCGCCAACACUUUGGAAGAACUUCUCUUAAUCAAUACAAGCAUCUCAGGUUGUCUUCCACAGCAAGUUGGAUUUCUAUACAAAUUGAGAGUGUUGGAUGUGAGUUUCAACAAUAUUGUUGGUCCUAUACCUUAUAGUCUUGCAGGGCUAUCUCAUUUGGAGCAGUUAAAUUUAGGACAUAAUAUGAUGAGUGGAAUAGUUCCUGUCGGAAUUUGCGAGUUACCAAACUUAGUGAAUUUCACUUUUUCUUACAACUUCUUCUGUGAGGAAGAGGGAAUUUGUAAGAAUUUGACAUCAAAGAAGAUAGCUUUUGAUGAUCGCCGCAAUUGCUUGCCGGAGAAGGCACUGCAGAGGAGUGAAAAGGAAUGUAGUGCAAAACUUGAACACCCUGUUGAUUGCUUUGAGCUUUGUUGUGUUGAAGGAGGUCUUGGGAAUAAUGUUAGUGCUGGUUCUAUGGCUAUUCCACCUUCUGCAACUGCACCAGCAGCAAUGCCUCUUUCUGCUGCACCUCUUGUUGCACCAAGCCAUCCUUGACAUUGAAUGAAGGGUUUAUGUUGAUGUAAUAAAGGUCCAAAUUUAAAUUAGGUAAUGAUAUUGUACAUACUUUGUUUUUAAAGUGGUGUGAUAGUUCAUGUCUCUGUAUUGUAUCAUAAUCCUCGUUACUUGGAAAGUGUUAUGUUCGACAGAAUUAGAGUGUAUGUUUUGAGUGUGUUUGUCAAACUUUGAAUAAUUUGAUUUUGUAAAAUUAUUUGAUCAAAAUUUA
Medicago truncatula (barrel medic) is the source of this 1650-nucleotide messenger RNA. RefSeq names its product leucine-rich repeat extensin-like protein 4. Bases 147 to 1421 code for a protein of 424 amino acids. The transcript has a single exon. Lineage: Eukaryota; Viridiplantae; Streptophyta; Magnoliopsida; Fabales; Fabaceae. Gene Ontology annotation, molecular function: protein binding. The record is from RefSeq and is a predicted model, not a curated record.